AAUCCGCCAAAAACCAUUCAUCCAAAAACGCUGUUAUUGUGAAACGAUUACAAAGGUGACUCGAAGGGAAUUUCUAAAACAGCCCAGCACCUUCGCCAGCAGCUGCAACGUCUAAAAUCACGCCUUAUCAACUUGAACGAUACAACCAAUAUACAGUUUCGGAAUCAUUUGGUUACAAGAAAUCGUAUGUUUGGCGAACACAGAAACGUGUCGGAGAACACGAUUGCUGCGUUAACUGAGAUUGGCCACAGGAUUUCAAACCUAGGCUCUUUACAUGUUGCUACCGCACGAAAACUCACAAAGUUGCAACAGAACGUUACGGCCAAACUGGAAGAAAUCCCUGUUCAAAUUCGCAUCGCAGAAGAAAAUAUCGCAAGAAAUGAAAGAAUGUUGGAAGAACAAGCUACGGAGUUAACAAGCUUGAAUCAAUCACAUCUAGUCGCAUCAGCAGAGAUAAGGGAGCUAAGCAGAAAUAUGACGGAUGAGAUUCGCAACCUUCCUUCGAAAAGUGACGUCAUUGGACUCCAAAUGCAGCUGGCUAAUAAGGAAGCGGUAUUUCGGGACCGAGUUUUAGAAUUGAAACACACAAGCAAUGCUACGUUUUCCGCUCUCCGAAUUGCUCAAGAAAACUUGACGGCCAAUCUCAAUCGUUUACCGCAGCAACUCAUAAGCACAGAAAAUCAAAUCUUAUUGUUGAGAAAUGAGUUCGACGACCAAAGAAUGAUAAACAGAAGACAAAUGCUGUUGUUAAAUAAAUCAAAUCUGGAGUUGACCGAAGAUAUAAACGCACUGAGUCAAAACUUAACGAUUACCGAUCUUACAGUGUUGAACUUGAACCAAGACAAUGUUAGGAAACAACGAAACUUAAAGAGCGUUGUACAAAAUAUGACUAAAAAUAUAAAUCAUUUGUAUCCUCGUUUGUUGGAGGCAGAAGAUAAGCUAACAACGUUGACUGGUAAACUGCACGACCAUGAUUUGACACUUGAUGUAUUAAACGAAACGAGCGUGGUCACUUCUUCUGAACUUGGAAACUUAAAGGCGUCAGCCUUUCAAAACGUGGCAACCAUAACCAAUCUUCAAGCAGAAGUAACGAAAUUCAAAGUUUCGUACAACGCCAACAUCACGACACUGAGAGCUGAUUUGCAACAAAUCCAGAACCAAUCUAACAACACUGAGGAUGCUAACUACGAUUACCAGUACCCUGAUCAUGCCGAUGAAGAAUCGUGAUGAAUUUAUUUGGGAGAGUGAGAUGAGUUUAAACUUCUCUAUUUUGGGACUCUUCUGGUCGGCAUUAAAAACAAGCUGUAUCCAACCAACUGACUUUUUGCAGUGGUUUAUUAUUUCUGUAUCAUUAGUUUCAAUGAAUUUCGCAAUGUUACGAAAGUUUUUUAUUUUUCAAAAACUAAAAUAUUGUCGUCGCACGGGGGCACUGUUGCUUCACUAAAUUGGUCGUGUAAAUAAUCUUGAAAAAUUAGGCUUUUCCCAAAAGUUUAAACUUGACUAAUAUACUGCCGACUUGUUUUUAUUUUAAAGUGUUCUCGUGAUUUUCGUUGCUUUUGAUACCACGUCCCACAUAACUGCAGAGAUGUUACGGCAAAUUGCCAAUUCCGAAUUUAUUAAAGUUUUCAUAAAAUAUCCACUGUGACACCAACCCACAAGCGUGAUCAUUUAUGUAAAUGUUCCAUUCAGCUCCAUGUUCGUACAUUCAUUGUUGAUGCAAUACAAUUUAAGCCGAAAUCGUU
This is a messenger RNA of Ciona intestinalis (vase tunicate), 1742 nucleotides long. Lineage: Eukaryota; Metazoa; Chordata; Ascidiacea; Phlebobranchia; Cionidae. The record is from RefSeq and is a predicted model, not a curated record.